UGUAUAUAAACCCAUGUGUCCACUUUAGAUUCCCAUCAUUACAGUGUCCCAACUUGGAAAAAUGUCCAUGAUGAAGAGCUCAGUGUUUGUGGGAAUUUUCCUGCUUGCUCUCGUCUCUGUGAUCCAUGCUGCCUGCGUUCAUGAGAAGCUAGACCCAGGUACGACUCAAUGUGAGGAUUACUUGGAUAAAACGAUCCAUCCGAUCGGAAGUACCUGGACAAACAGCAUGUGUCAACGCUGCUCGUGCAUGGCCUCUUUCAAAAGCUGCUGUAUCGGAUGGCCAACAAGUGUGUCUGGAGGCUGCACCAUUAAAUAUGAUUAUAAUACCUGUACUUUUGAAUUGAUUCAUCUGGAUAAAAAUGUUCACUGUGGGGCUGCUGGAAAGUGACUGUAAAGAUGAAAUCAAGAAACUGAUAUAAUUGAGAUAGUACAAAUAUAACAUGAUGACAUUAAACCUAUAAUCAAGGUUUACUUUA
Molecule: messenger RNA, 476 nt
Organism: Hemibagrus wyckioides
Lineage: Eukaryota; Metazoa; Chordata; Actinopteri; Siluriformes; Bagridae
Product: beta-microseminoprotein E1-like
Exons: 4
Coding region: 62-388 (108 amino acids)
Source: RefSeq, a predicted model, not a curated record